AUGUCGGGCGAGGCGCUGGCGGCCUGGCACUGUCGCCAGGCGCCCGGGCUGGCCGCGCGGCCGCCGAGAGCGCGGGCUCGGUCCCUCCCCGGCGACUCCCGGGCGCUCACUCCAAAGCGGAGGUCGGAGUCGGAGUCGCGCCGGGCUCCGGCGGUCACUGCCGACCGGGAACGGUCGCCCAGCCCGGCCUGCCCGGCCCGGCGCGACCUGACAGCCCUGCCCGACCUACUCACUGCGGCUCCGCCGGGCCGGGGCGGCGGCGGCGGCUGCCCGCUCCCGGCGCGCUGGGCUCCCUCCGGCCGACCCGCCGGCGCGCGCGGCUGGCCCCGGCCGCCCGGGGGCUGUCCGCCGGGCCCGCCGCUCCGGGGCGGCCCCUUCCGAUCGCGGCCUCCCAGCCGAGUGCGCGAUCCCUGGGGUCUCCGCACCGCUUUCCCGGAACUCGCGCUGCGCGGGCUCGGCUCCGAGCCUCCGCGCGCGGCGGAGAAAUGCCGCCCCAGAAAGGGAAGGGAAAAACCAAAAGUGUAUCAAGGUGUCCGUGUGAAGAUCACGGUGAAGGAGCUGCUGCAGCAGAGAAGGGCUCACCAGGCAGCCUCGGGGGGAACCCUGUCCGGAGGGAACAGUGUCCACCUUUCAGAUCCAGUCACACCACCGUCUGCAGGUCAGUACAUGUAUUUUGAACCUGAACCAGUUUCUUCCACACCUAAUUACUUUCAACCCCGAGAAUUUCCCAGUUGUGUUUCUUGUGAAGAAAACCCAAGCUACCUCGACCAGAUCUUGGAUUCCUACCUUCAGACAGAGACACACCUGGACCCUUUGCUCGAUUCCACGCAAAGUGCUCCACACUACUUCCCGGACAGCUUCCAGGCCGCCCCCUUCUGCUUCAACCAGAGCCUGGCCCCAGGGUCAUCUUCAGAUUCCUCCACUCUCUCUGGCUCCUUAGACUUCAGUUACUCGCCGGCUCAUCUACCUUCGUAUACUCCGGAGAAUUACAAUCCUACCCCUUCUCUGGACACCAGUAACUGUGGCUAUCCCUCAGAAGACUACUCCUACCCUCACUUGCCCUCCCACGCCCAAUACGACUGCUUCUUCCCAGCCCCGACCUCAGGCUGCUACUGUGUGUCCUGCGAGGCAGAACACUUGGCCACCCUCGGAGCAUCCGAGUACUUUCCCUGUCCGGGCACGGACUGUGUGAACCUGGAUCCCUCAGCAGCAGCAGGCAGUGAUUUCUACCUGCGGGAAACAAACUGUGAUGUCUGCUACAGCUCAUAGAGUUUCAUUAACCUGGAGCAUGGCAUGCAUACGUCUGUCUUUCUGCUGCGCCAAAUGAGAACUUGAAAUAGGCAACCUGUUAACAAAACAUCACAGGUGCAGGUUACAGGUCACCAUUUUGCAUUUUCUGGCGCUGACUUAGGCAUUGAGAUGAAGUCCUCAGACCUGGUCAUGGCACUACCCCUACUCUGUACGCUUCCAGUGAAGUUUUGUAGGGAACAUUUAAUGGU
Messenger RNA from Myotis lucifugus (little brown bat), 1499 nucleotides. RefSeq names its product colorectal cancer associated 2 (gene POU2AF3). Lineage: Eukaryota; Metazoa; Chordata; Mammalia; Chiroptera; Vespertilionidae. The record is from RefSeq and is a predicted model, not a curated record. Gene Ontology annotation, molecular function: POU domain binding; DNA binding. Gene Ontology annotation, cellular component: cytoplasm. The transcript has 6 exons. Bases 1 to 1269 code for a protein of 422 amino acids.